UGUUUGCUGUGGCAGAUGCGCAGCUUUGGACGCGAAGUCGCGCAUGCGCCGUGGUGGCCGCUUCUGCCGCUUUGGUGCUUUGCCUGCUUGUUGGUGGUUUCUGUGGUGGCUGUUGGCUUUAGGUGGCUGUUGGCUCCGACGAAGAGCAGCAGUGUAGUUCGCAUUCGUCCAUCGGCAGAGCAUCGUCUGCAAAGUGCCCCCAAAAUCAAAGAAGCAGCUGGUGCCCACGAAAACGUUCGGUUAAUUUGCAUUCGAAGCUCAUCAUCGAGCUCAUCAUCCCCCGGAGAAGCAGCAUCAGUCAUGCGAGUGCAGCUUUUCGGUGUCAUCGCCGUGGCCGUCGUGGCCGUUUCGCUGGUCCGCGAUGUUGGAGCGGAGCCACCGGUGAACAACGCCUACUUGCCACCCAGCUCGCCCCAGCGCCCGUCCUCCAAGUAUGGUGCUCCGCCGGCCAGCUCCUACCUGCCACCCGCCUCCGGACCGGCUCCAUCGUUCAACUCCGCUCCGUCCAGCAGCUAUGCGGCUCCAUCGCAAAGUGCUUCAUCGGGUGGCCCAUAUCCGGCUCCCGCGCCACGUCCCUCCAGUUCUUAUGGACCACCAGCCUCCCGGCCCUCGUCCAGCUAUGGACCACCGCCCAGCCGGCCGAGCCAAUCGUACGGACCACCGCCGCAGUCCAAGAAGCACCAUCAUCGUCGUCCAUCCAGCAGCUAUGGAGCUCCGAGACCCGCUCCGCCUUCGCAGAGCUAUGGUGCCCCGCCCUCUUCUAGCUAUGGGCCCCCGAAGUCCGCGCCUCCAUCCCAGAGUUAUGGUGCUCCAGCUCCACCAUCCAGCAAGUACGGUCCACCCAAGUCAGCACCUUCUUCCAGCUACGGAGCCCCUAGACCAGCAGCCCCUUCAUCCUCCUAUGGCGCACCCGCACCACCAUCUUCGUCCUAUGGAGCACCUGCCGCCCCAUCAUCAUCUUAUGGAGCACCAGCCGCCCCAUCAUCGUCUUAUGGAGCUCCCGCACCACCUUCCAAAUCUUAUGGGGCACCUGCUCCUCCAUCUUCAUCGUAUGGAGCGCCUGCUGCUCCUUCCAAGUCUUAUGGAGCACCUGCCCCACCAUCAUCAUCGUAUGGAGCACCUGCACCACCAUCUUCAUCAUACGGAGCACCUGCACCACCAUCCCCAUCUUACGGAGCCCCAGCACCACCAUCCAAAUCUUACGGAGCCCCUGCUCCUCCAUCUUCUUCGUAUGGAGCACCUGCUGCUCCUUCUAAGUCUUACGGAGCACCCGCCCCGCCAUCUUCCUCCUACGGAGCACCUGCACCACCAUCUUCCUCCUAUGGAGCACCUUCAGCGCCCUCUUCAUCCUACGGACCUCCCAAGUCAGCACCCGCACCACCUUCCUCCAGCUAUGGAGCACCGCCUCAGGCGCCCGUCAGCGCCUACCUGCCACCCGCACCGCGACCAUCGAAGCCCUCUUCCAGCUACGGAGCACCCAGUGUGAGCAGCUUUGUGCCCUUGCCCUCGGCGCCAUCGACCAACUAUGGAGCACCAUCAAAGACCCAGAGCCUGGGAAGCAGUGGCUAUUCAUCAGGACCUUCUUCAUCCUACGAAGCACCAGUGGCACCUCCAUCGCCCUCGUACGGAGCUCCUUCCUCUUCGUUCCAGCCCAUCGCACCACCAUCGUCUAGCUACGGCGCUCCCAGCAGCGGAUCAGGCUCAAGCAGCGGAAGCUUCUCGGCCGCUCCCUCAUCCUUGUACGGCGCCCCAAGCAAGGGUUCCAGUGGUGGAUCUUUCCAAUCCGCGCCAUCCAGCUCGUACUCUGCUCCCAGUGCCAGUGCUAACAGCGGUGGAUCGUACCCCUCGGCUCCAUCAUCAUCCUACUCUGCCCCCAGUUCGAGCUCCAGCAGUGGAGGACCUUAUGCCUCGGCUCCAUCUUCCUCCUACUCGGCACCCAGCUCUGGAUCCAACAGUGGUGGGCCAUACCCCGCUGCUCCAUCGUCUUCGUACUCCGCUCCCAGUGCCUCUGCCAACAGUGGUGGAUCCUAUCCAUCGGCUCCAUCCUCGUCUUACUCGGCACCCAGCCCAGGAUCGAACAGCGGUGGACCCUAUCCUGCAGCUCCUUCAUCCUCGUACUCGGCACCGAGUCCAUCAGCCAACAGUGGAGGUCCUUAUGCCUCGGCUCCCUCCUCUUCGUACUCCGCACCCAGCUCUAGCUCCAACUCCGGCGGGCCAUAUGCCGCUGCUCCCUCAUCUUCGUACUCCGCUCCCAGUUCCAGCUCGAGCAGUGGAGGACCCUACCCAUCGGCGCCGUCAUCUUCGUACUCCGCACCCAGCUCCAGCUUAAGCAGUGGAGGACCAUACCCAUCGGCUCCCUCUUCUUCUUAUGCCGCACCCAGCCCGAGCUCCAACAGCGGAGGACCUUACCCGGCUGCUCCAUCCAACUCGUACUCGGCCCCGAUCGCUCCCCCCUCCUCAUCUUACGGAGCACCUGCCUCAGGACCGUCUCCCUCGUUCAGCGCUCCCUCCUCUUCCUAUGGUGCUCCAUCCACUGGAUCAGGUUCCAGCUCAUUCUCCUCCUCCUCAUCCUCCUUCAGCGGAGCCUCGUCGAGCAGCAGCGGUGGCUAUCCCUCUGCUCCGUCCAGCUCCUAUGGAGCUCCAUCCACCGGUUCGGGCCACAGCUUCUCCAGCGCACCCUCGUCCAGCUACAGUGCUCCGCCAGCCGGUGGAUCGUCCAGCUCCGGUCCCUAUCCAAGUGCUCCGUCCCAGGACUCCGGCUACGAGUACAACGGACCCAGCCAGGUGCCCGAGACCAUUCAGCAGAGCUACAGUGCCGACGGUGGCUACACCUAUCGCAAGAAGUGAGCAGCCACCGGCAUCACGCAUACGCCACGUGCCUUCGAAUACUCAACCACCACAUCAUAUCAUCGCCGUCGCCAUUGUAAAUUAUUCCCCAAAAUGACAAGCAACCAAUUCGCCCAUUCCUCUUACUCUCCUCCAUGGAAAUCUAGCCUUAAUUCACUGUACCAUUAGAUGUAAAACAACGAAACCACGUUUGUUAAAUAAACAACUUGAUGAAGAUCAUA
This is a messenger RNA of Drosophila simulans, 3068 nucleotides long. RefSeq names its product pro-resilin (gene Muc91C). Lineage: Eukaryota; Metazoa; Arthropoda; Insecta; Diptera; Drosophilidae. Gene Ontology annotation, biological process: positive regulation of transcription by RNA polymerase II. Gene Ontology annotation, molecular function: transcription coactivator activity. Gene Ontology annotation, cellular component: RNA polymerase II transcription regulator complex. The record is from RefSeq and is a predicted model, not a curated record.